This is a messenger RNA of Alosa sapidissima (American shad), 3775 nucleotides long. Its product is annotated as E3 ubiquitin/ISG15 ligase TRIM25-like. Gene Ontology annotation, molecular function: protein binding. The record is from RefSeq and is a predicted model, not a curated record. The transcript is spliced from 7 exons. Lineage: Eukaryota; Metazoa; Chordata; Actinopteri; Clupeiformes; Clupeidae. The coding region runs from base 167 to 1939 and encodes 590 amino acids.
AACUCCAUGGGGAUGCCCGACCGCUAUCAUGGGUGUUUAGUUACUUAACAUAGCACAUCCUCAGACCUUCGGGCAGGCAGAAACAGAAGACAAAAUUUGACGAAUUGGAUACAGCUCUACACUUGUUGCAACCUCGCUAGUUACAGUUGCAGAGAGAGAGAGAGGCAUGGCUCAGGCAAAUAUUUCGGUGACGGAAAGUCAGUUCCGAUGUCCAAUAUGCUUGGAUAUAUUAAACGACCCGGUGUCGAUACCGUGUGGUCACACGUAUUGCAUGGUGUGCAUGAAUAGUUACUGGGACCAGGCAGAAUCGGGCCCGUAUAGCUGCCCCCAGUGCCGAGAGACGUUUAGCCCGCGACCGGUUUUGCGCAGGAACACCGUCCUCGCAGAAGUGGUGGAGAAACUGAAGCUUACCGACGGGCUGUGCACUACCGAGCCCGAGCUCUACCGUGGCGGAGUGGGCGACGUCCCUUGUGACUUCUGCCCUAUCGACGAUAAACUCAAAGCCGUCAAGUCAUGUUUGGCAUGCCUUGCCUCUUACUGCGACGUUCACGUCGCCCCGCACCGGGAAGUGGGGACUCUGCGGCGGCACAAAUUAGUGGCCGCGAUAGAUAACCUCGCCGAGAGGCUAUGUGCUCAACACAGGCUUGGCUUGGAGGGCGGCGGCUCCGAUGCCGACACGUCGGAAUGGAACGGCGACUGCAUGCUGUGCGAAUCUGACCAGGAGGAGCUGCAUUAUGUAGACACACAGAGAGCCCGGAGGCAGGCCCAGCUGCAGGACUCGCAGCGGACAGUGCAGAUGCGGAUCCGAAAUGGCGAGCGGGAACUGGAGGAGUGCCAACGGACCCUGGAGUCCCUCAAGAGUUCGGCGGGGGCGGUGCGUCAGGAGAGCGAGGUCCUGUUUGCGGAGCUGGCGCAGCGUCUGGAGAAGGCCGGUGUGGAGGUGCAGACGCGUCUGGAGGCACGGGAGCGGGCGUUACUGGGCCGGGCCGAGCGCGACCUGGAGGAGCUGCGCCAUGAGCUGGACGACCUCCGCCUCCGCGAGCACGACAUGGGCCAGCUGUUGCUGAGCGAGGACAACGUCCACUUCCACCAGGCGGCUCCUUUGCUCUGCAUCCCUCCGGCCAGCGGGCGGCGCCCUCGAGCAGCCAGCGUGCCCACGGAGUGCUUCAGCGGCACGCGGCGUGCCCUGUGCCACCUGCGCGCCCGCAUGGAGGAGCUGUGCGCCGAGGAGGUGGACAAGAUCAGCCGCGCAGCAAAUGAUAACUCAUCUCACGCCAUCCCUGGAGAAAGUCAGAAAGUGUCAGUGGCCAUGGCCUUUCCGUUCUCCACCUUGGCCCUUCCGCCCUCAGAUCAGCGCUUGAGGUCGACCUUCCUCAGGUAUGCCUGUCGCCUGACCCUUGACCCUGACACUGCCCACCCGACCCUGUUCCUGAUGGACGGCCCGCAGGGUGCCCACUGCGGCGAGGAGCCCCAGGCGUACCCGCUGCACCCGCUUCGCUUCGACAGCGUGGCACAGGUCCUCUGCAAGGAGGGCCAGUUCGCCGGGGCCAGCUACUGGGAGGUGGAGUGGCAGGGCGGCGGCUGGGUGGACGUCGCCGUCACCUACCGCGCCAUCGGCCGCAAGGGCGGCGGCAAGCCCUGCCUGCUGGGCCGCAACGACAACUCGUGGCGCCUGCGCUGCACGCACGCCGGCUACGCCGCGUGGCACGACAACCGCAAGAUCACGGUGGCGGCCGAGCCCAGCCCGCGCAUCGGCGUCUACCUGGACCGGCACAAGGGCGAGCUGUCCUUCUACCGGCUGGCCGAAGCCGUGGAGCUGCUGCACACCUUCCGCUGCACCUUCUCACAGCCGCUGUACCCGGCCUUCAGGCUGGACCUGGACUCCACGCUCCUCAUAUGCCCGCUGGACAGGGGCAACGGAGACUCCUCCUCCACCUGACCGUGCCCUGUGUCCCCCCCCCCCCCCACACACACACACACACACACACUCCAUCUAUCCGAUCCUCAUCCUAAAUCUCUGGCUGUGCCAGCCAAGUCCCCAGUCCCGCUCAAAAUGACCAAAAAUUUCACUGCCGUUGCUAAAUGGUUCAGACCAUGGUUUACAGUCUCCAAAAAAGGUUACUUAAGGUUAAUAACGUUACAGACUCAAAGGUUACGAACAGUUAAGAAAGAAUUAAGAUUUGUUCCUUCCAUGAAAGCUGUUCACUGGCAAGCAUGGGGUCCAAUUCAACAGAUACACACUCCUUUCUUACCCAUGGUGUGAAAUGUGAAAAAAAACGGAUUACAUUUCACUGAUGAAAUAUGGAUACCUUGUCAUGUCACUCAUGAAAGAUUAACGAAUGGAUGAUAUGUCAGCCCCACAAACAAACCUAAUAAUGGGUUUGUCACGGUCCACACAUCAGAGCUUCACCGUACACCCAGACAUCCCCUGUGUACUGGCUUAACUCUUUCCAUAGCCCUAAUCCUGUCUACACCCAAACCACAAAGGGGGCCAACUGUAGCGCCAUUGUCACUGAGGUUUUGGGUGAAAAUGACAUGCUCAGGUGACUUCUCUUAAGUGCUGGCUUGCCUGCUCGCUCGCUCGCUCGCUCGCUCUCGCAACAACAACAACGACAACAACAAUAAUAACAACAACCUCCCAGCAUCCAGUCAGCACUACACAGGAAGCUGUCACCAAAACAGAUAUCUUCAUAAUUACUGGACUUCUGUUACCUAUGCACUACACUACACACUGUCCAUUACUGCUGUGCCUACUGUCGUGGUCCCAGUGAUCGAGUGGAGAGAAGUACUUCAUAAUAACACAUUCUGAUUCUAGAAAAUGCUGCAGAAGCAAUCUAUAAACAUGGUAGCCAGGAGAAUGUUGGUAAAAACAAAUCCAAAUAAAACAGCCAAAUGUAAGAUGUGUGAAGUAUACAUAAGUAAUAACAAAUAAUAAUCAAUGGCAUUUGAAAGUCUUAUGUUCAGAUCCCCUGAGGCCAUUCCUCUGUCUGACCUUUUUCCAUGCAUAUAUGAAAGGUUUGACCAUCAGACACCUAUUUGUAACCAUAAAAUACCAAACAUACAGAAACUCGGUCAACACUAUUUACAAAGCAGUUAAAGGACUUUAAAAACCUCUGUAGCAUGUUCUGUUGUGGUUGUCUUUGUACAUUCUGUUAUUUUCCCCAUAUUCUGCCUCCUGAGUUUCUGACUGUAGUGGUUUACCAAUUUUUGGUUUUGGUGAAAAACAUAUUCAUUCACUUUCUUUUAGGAUCAGUGCUAAGUGAAAUGGGUGAGUUGGAGGAGACUUUUAACUACACUGCCUUCGUGCUCCCAAUGGGAAAAUGCAGAAACUGCCAGGAGUCAGUCCCUGACUUGUGUUUACAUAGGUGUGUGGUGGGCCAUGUUUAGAUUUGUUCACAUGACUACAGACGGCUUUUAUAACUUUGUUUCUGAUGUACACUCUUAUUUUUAUGUACAAGAUAGGCCUUGCCUAUUAUUUUGUAUCUUUGAAGGAAUGAUACUGAAAUAUGGGCCCCAGGACUCCCUUGAAAAAAAAAGAGAUUUAAGAUCUCAAUGGGACUCACCUGGUAAAAUAAAUAAAUGAAAUAAUUAUAGAAGCAGGAUUCACUUAGCCUAUCAAAAAACAUUGCUUAGGUAGGCUACUUGUGUUGCCUUGCAUUUAUUUUCUCAAGUUCACUUUAGGCCUACUCUCAUUGUUGCGUUUGUGACUUUGUAACUGUGGUGUUAGCUCACUGUGUCUAUUCAUUGUGCCUAAUAAAUACUUUCAGUUGUCUCA